This is a messenger RNA of Rana temporaria (common frog), 945 nucleotides long. RefSeq names its product olfactory receptor 50-like. Bases 1 to 945 code for a protein of 314 amino acids. Gene Ontology annotation, molecular function: G protein-coupled receptor activity; olfactory receptor activity. Lineage: Eukaryota; Metazoa; Chordata; Amphibia; Anura; Ranidae. Gene Ontology annotation, cellular component: membrane. The transcript has a single exon. The record is from RefSeq and is a predicted model, not a curated record. Gene Ontology annotation, biological process: G protein-coupled receptor signaling pathway.
AUGGAGGAAUGUUCAAACAUUACAGAAAAUGUGUUCUACAUUUCAGCAUUUUCUAUCUCUGAAACUGGACAAUGUCUCCUUUUCACUGCAGUUCUAUUGAUGUAUCUGAUGACUGUCUUUGGAAACGUGACCAUUGCUGUAUUGGUGUGUUGGGUUCCCCAGCUCCAUACUCCAAUGUAUUUCUUCUUGAGUAAUCUUGCUAUUAGUGAUGUUAUGUAUGUUUCGGUUACUCUUCCAAAACUUCUCUUCAUACUCCUAACACAUGACCAUUGGAUGUCUCUCGCUGCCUGUAUGACUCAGGUGUUGUUCUUCUCAUUGUCAGCUGCUUCUGACGUAUUUCUACUGACCUCCAUGGCCUACGAUCGAUACGUAGCGAUCUGUAAGCCAUUACAAUAUUCCUUACUCAUGAGUACAAAUGUAUGCCUUUCAUUGUCUCUAUCCCCUUGGCUCAUAUCUGCGACUAAUGCAGCAGCCAAUGUGUUAACCACUUAUCCAUUAUCCUUCUGCCUUACACAAAAUGUUGACCAUUUUUUUUGUGAUCCGAAAGAACUGUAUGCAAUAACCUCUAGUGAUACUACAAGCAGAAAAAUAUUUAUGUUAUGUGCGGACGUACUGUUGGCAUUGUUUCCUUUUGUGCUAAUUUUGACCUCCUACAUAUUCAUCAUCUCCACCAUACUGAAAAUUAGUUCAUCAGAAGGACGACUGAAAGCUUAUUCCAGUUGCACCUCCCACCUCACUACAGUAAUAUUAUUCUAUGGUCCAAUCAUUAUAUUGUAUGGGAAACCAGAAUCUGAAGGUUCCAAGGAACUGGACAAGCUGCUGACCUUGCUUUAUGCGGCUUUGGUUCCAAUGCUCAACCCGUUUGUCUACACUUUAAGGAACCAAGACGUUUUGAAUGCUAUAAGAAAUAUAAAAAGGAAGAGGAACCUGAUUUUCCUGAAAUAA